GUGAAAGUAGACCAGAUCGAGCUUAUAAAGCAUCACAGGUAUUUAAGCUGUUAAAUGCUUCAUUGACCGUCUUCAGAUACAAUUGGACUCCUGAAGCUACAAUAUCCAUCAUGCUGGAGGUAGAAUCCAAUGGAAGUUUAUGUAGCUGUAAAGUGGAUGAUGAAGCUGUGGUGUUAUUGCCAAGAACCAUUGAACCAUGUCCAGAUUCCAAUGGGUCAAGUGUUGAUGUAGCAGAUCAUUCAUUGACCAUAGCCUUUGAUGACAUCAUAGCCAUAGUAAAGGAAGACACAACAGCUGCCGGAUCCUCAGAAUUACCAACUUUGUCUACCAUCAUCCAUUAUGUCAGGAAAGUUCUGGAUGAUCCAAAAUGGAAUCUUGAAACUGUCAAGAUAACUCCAAGCCCUUCAAAGAAAGGGGAGUAUGAAACAUUUCUGCAGGAAAUACAACCCAAGUUUGACAAAGUUGUUGAAACAAGACCUAAGAAGCUGGUUGUCCUGAUGAACCCGAUCGGAGGAAAGAGACAGGCCGGGACUAUGUUUGACACGGUGAUGUCACCUUUAUUUGAGCUAGCCAACAUUUCCUGCCAUCUUAUUGUUUCAGAAGGACCAAAACAUUUGAUUGAAGUGAUAAAGACAUAUGACUAUAAGAGUAUGGAUGGGAUUGUAAUGAUGGGAGGUGACGGCACGUUUUCUGAGAUUAUUAAUGUCCUGAUGAGAAAAACUCAAGAAGAAGCAGGUAUUGACUACAAUGAUGCUGCCGCGAAACUUCAGCAAGUAUCGACUCCACUGGCUAUCAUACCAACAGGAACAGGAAAUGGAGUUGCAGAAGGUCUAUAUGGAUGUCAAGAUGUCCUCACAGUUACACUCCAUGUCAUCAGGGGUAAAGUACGCACAACCAGGCUACUAGGAACAUACGCUGACGAUAAACUGGUAGGCUACAGUGGCUGUAUUUCUGGCCUAGGACUUGGUGCAGACAUGAUGUACAUUGCAGACAAAAAGCUUCGCUGGAUGAGGGCUGCCCGCUACCUUGCAUUACCUUGGGUCUUCAUGUUCAGAGGUAUACGUCAUGUCAAAGCUGAGUUCACGCUGAACAAAAGAAAGAGGAUCAUGGUCGGAGACGGAGCAGAUCAACACGAAGAAUUUGUAUACGAAGAAGAGAAAUUUGACCAAGACACUUCCAUGGUGCUCAUAUGGCCAUUUCCACUUUUGGAUGAUGAUGGUCAAUUCAACCUGUACAAAUCCUGUAUAGCGAAUGUUGAUAGAACACACAGCGGGGAUAUGUUCUUAGUGAUUUAUGAACGCAUGGGACGAAUACAGCUACUUCAACACUUCCGAGGUCUUGCUGGGAGAAAAGCUGAUGCGUUUGAGAAUGAUUUCGUCAAAGUACGUCGUGCUCAAUCAAUCAACAUAAAAUAUAAAGAAAAGCCAGACGAGAAAAGUAUGUACAACCGUCUCAUUUCUAUUGAUGGGGAAAUCCAAGAAUGUGAGGAACCCGACUAUUUAAUCAAAAUAUUGGAUGGACUUUUGAAUGUGUUCUCUAGUACUCCUCUUCUGUGAUUCCUUUCUGUCAUCUAACCAGACUGGCUAUAUGGAUCUGUACCAGGACUCACCUCUAGUUGUCAAGGACUGUAUGGUAACCAGAGUGGUAUCUAGUACUGUAUGGUAUCCAGAGUGUGUACCAUGGUAUAGCACUGUAUGGUAACCAGAGUGUGUACCAUGGUAUAGCACUGUAUGGUAACCAGAGUGGUAUCUAGUACUGUAUGGUAUCCAGAGUGGUAUCUAGUACUGUAUGGUAACCAGAGUGGUAUCUAGUACUGUAUGGUAACCAGAGUGGUAUCUAGUACUGUAUGGUAACCAGAGUGGUAUCUAGUACUGUAUGGUAACCAGAGUGGUAUCUAGUACUGUAUGGUAACCAGAGUGGUAUCUAGUACUGUAUGGUAACCAGAGUGGUAUCUAGUACUGUAUGGUGUCCAGAGUGGUAUCUAUACUGUAUGGUAACCAGAGUGGUAUCUAGUACUGUAUGGUAUCCAGAGUGUGUACAUGUACCAUGGUAUAGCACUGUAUGGUAUCCAGAGUGGUAUCUAGUACUGUAUGGUGUCCAGAGUGGUAUCUAUACUGUAUGGUAACCAGAGUGGUAUCUAGUACUGUAUGGUAUCCAGAGUGUGUACAUGUACCAUGGUAUAGCACUGUAUGGUAUCCAGAGUGGUAUCUAGUACUGUAUGGUAACCAGAGUGGUAUCUAGUACUGUAUGGUGUCCAGAGUGGUAUCUAGUACUGUAUGGUGUCCAGAGUGGUAUCUAGUACUGUAUGGUAUCCAGAGUGGUAUCUAGUACUGUAUGGUAUCCAGAGUGGUAUAUAAUACUGUAUGGUAUCCAGAGUGGUAUCUAGUACUGUAUGGUAACCAGAGUGGUAUCUAGUACUGUAUGGUAACCAGAGUGGUAUCUAUACUGUAUGGUAUCCAGAGUGGUAUCUAGUAAUGUAUGGUAUCCAGAGUGGUAUAUAAUACUGUAUGGUAUCCAGAGUGGUAUCUAGUACUGUAUGGUAACCAGAGUGGUAUCUAGUACUGUAUGGUAACCAGAGUGGUAUCUAUACUGUAUGGUAACCAGAGUGGUAUCUAGUAAUGUAUGGUAUCCAGAGUGGUAUCUAUACUGUAUGGUAUCCAGAGUGGUAUCUAUACUGUAUGGUAUCCAGAGUGGUAUCUAGUACUGUAUGGUAACCAGAGUGGUAUCUAGUACUGUAUGGUAACCAGAGUGGUAUCUAUACUGUAUGGUAACCAGAGUGGUAUCUAGUACUGUAUGGUAACCAGAGUGGUAUCUAUACUGUAUGGUAUCCAGAGUGGUAUCUAGUACUGUAUGGUAUCCAGAGUGGUAUCUAUACUGUAUGGUAUCCAGAGUGGUAUCUAGUACUGUAUGGUAACCAGAGUGGUAUCUAGUACUGUAUGGUAACCAGAGUGGUAUCUAUACUGUAUGGUAACCAGAGUGGUAUCUAGUACUGUAUGGUAUCCAGAGUGGUAUCUAUACUGUAUGGUAUCCAGAGUGGUAUCUAUACUGUAUGGUAUCCAGAGUGGUAUCUAUACUGUAUGGUAUCCAGAGUGGUAUCUAUACUGUAUGGUAACCAGAGUGGUAUCUAGUACUGUAUGGUAUCCAGAGUGGUAUCUAGUACUGUAUGGUAUCCAGAGUGGUAUCUAGUACUGUAUGGUAACCAGAGUGGUAUCUAGUACUGUAUGGUAACCAGAGUGGUAUCUAGUACUGUAUGGUAACCAGAGUGGUAUCUAUACUGUAUGGUAACCAGAGUGGUAUCUAGUACUGUAUGGUAACCAGAGUGGUAUCUAUACUGUAUGGUAUCCAGAGUGGUAUCUAUACUGUAUGGUAACCAGAGUGGUAUCUAGUACUGUAUGGUAACCAGAGUGGUAUCUAUACUGUAUGGUAACCAGAGUGGUAUCUAGUACUGUAUGGUAACCAGAGUGGUAUCUAGUACUGUAUGGUAUCCAGAGUGGUAUCUAGUACUGUAUGGUAACCAGAGUGGUAUCUAGUACUGUAUGGUAACCAGAGUGGUAUCUAGUACUGUAUGGUAACCAGAGUGGUAUCUAGUACUGUAUGGUAACCAGAGUGGUAUCUAGUACUGUAUGGUAACCAGAGUGGUAUCUAUACUGUAUGGUAUCCAGAGUGGUAUCUAUACUGUAUGGUAUCCAGAGUGGUAUCUAUACUGUAUGGUAACCAGAGUGGUAUCUAUACUGUAUGGUAACCAGAGUGGUAUCUAGUACUGUAUGGUAACCAGAGUGGUAUCUAUACUGUAUGGUAACCAGAGUGGUAUCUAGUACUGUAUGGUAACCAGAGUGGUAUCUAGUACUGUAUGGUAUCCAGAGUGUGUACAUGUACCAUGGUAUAGCACUGUAUGGUAUCCAGAGUGGUAUCUAGUACUGUAUGGUAACCAGAGUGGUAUCUAGUACUGUAUGGUAACCAGAGUGGUAUCAAGUACUGUAUGGUAACCAGAGUGGUAUCUAGUACUGCAUGGUAUCCAGAGUGGUAUCUAGUACUGUAUGGUAUCCAGAGUGGUAUCUAGUACUGUAUGGUAACCAGAGUGGUAUCUAUACUGUAUGGUAACCAGAGUGGUAUCUAGUACUGUAUGGUAACCAGAGCGGUAUCUAUACUGUAUGGUAACCAGAGUGGUAUCUAUACUGUAUGGUAUCCUGAAUGGUACCUAUAGUGGACAAUGAGUACCAAUGUACACAUAGAACCAAGGUACAAAGUACCUAUGUUAACAGAUAGAGUACCUUUGUUAACAGAUAGAGUACCUAUGUUAACAGAUAGUACCUUUGUUAACAGAUAGAGUACCUAUGUUAACAGAUAGAGUACCUAUGUUAACAGAUAGAGUACCUUUGUUAACAGAUAGAUAGAGUACCUUUGUUAACAGAUAGAGUACCUAUGUUAACAGAUAGAGUACCUUUGUUAACAGAUAGAGUACCUUUGUUAACAGAUAGAGUACCUUCGUUAACAGAUAGAGUACCUUUGUUAACAGAUAGAGUACCUAUGUUAACAGAUAGAGUACCUUUGUUAACUGAUAGAGUACCUUUGUUAACAGAUAGAGUACCUAUGUUAACAGAUAGAGUACCUUUGUUAACAGAUAGAGUACCUAUGUUAACAGAUAGAGUACCUAUGUUAACAGAUAGAGUACCUAUGUUAACAGAUAGAGUACCUUUGUUAACAGAUAAAGUACCUUUGUUAACAGAUAGAGUACCUUUGUUAACAGAUAGAGUACCUUCGUUAACAGAUAGAGUACCUUUGUUAACAGAUAGAGUACCUAUGUUAACAGAUAGAGUACCUUUGUUAACUGAUAGAGUACCUUUGUUAACAGAGAGAGUACCUAUGUUAACAGAUAGAGUACCUUUGUUAACAGAUAGAGUACCUAUGUUAACAGAUAGAGUACCUAUGUUAACAGAUAGAGUACCUAUGUUAACAGAGAGAGUACCUAUGUUAACAGAUAGAGUACCUUUGUUAACAGAUAGAUAGAGUACCUUUGUUAACAGAUAGAGUACCUAUGUUAACAGAUAGAGUACCUUUGUUAACAGAUAGAGUACCUUUGUUAACAGAUAGAGUACCUAUGUUAACAGAGAGAGUACCUAUGUUAACAGAUAGAGUACCUAUGUUAACAGAUAGAGUACCUUUGUUAACAGAUAGAGUACCUAUGUUAACAGAGAGAGUACCUAUGUUAACAGAUAGAGUACCUUUGUUAACAGAUAGAGUACCUUUGUUAACAGAUACAGUACCUAUGUUAACAGAGAGAGUACCUUUGUUAACAGAUAGAGUACCUUUGUUAACAGAUACAGUACCUUUGUUUACAGAGAGAGUACCUUUGUUAACAGAUAGAGUACCUAUGUUAACAGAUAGAGUACCUAUGUUAACAGAUACAGUACCUAUGUUAACAGAUACAGUACCUAUGUUAACAGAUAGAGUACCUUUGUUAACAGAUAGAGUACCUUUAUUAACAGAUAGAGUACCUAUGUUAACAGAUAGAGUACCUAUGUUAACAGAUACAGUACCUAUGUUAACAGAUACAGUACCUAUGUUAACAGAGAGAGUACCUUUGUUAACAGAUAGAGUACCUAUGUUAACAGAGAGAGUACCUAUGUUAACAGAUAGAGUACCUAUGUUAACAGAGAGAGUACCUAUGUUAACAGAUACAGUACCUAUGUUAACAGAUAGAGUAGAUAGAGUACCUAUGUUAACAGAUAGAGUACCUAUGUUAACAGAUAGAGUACCUAUGUUAACAGAUAGAGUACCUUUGUUAACAGAUAGAGUACCUUUGUUAACAGAUAGAGUACCUUUGUUAACAGAAAGAGUACCUAUGUUAACAGAUAGAGUACCUUUGUUAACAGAGAGAUAGAGUACCUAUGUUAACAGAUAGAGUACCUAUGUUAACAGAUAGAGUACCUAUGUUAACAGAUAGAGUACCUUUGUUAACAGAAAGAGUACCUAUGUUAACAGAUAGAGUACCUUUGUUAACAGAUAGAUAGAGUACCUUUGUUAACAGAUAGAGUACCUAUGUUAACAGAUAGAGUACCAAUGUUAACAGAUAGAGUACCUAUGUUAACAGAGAGAGUUUCUAUGUUAACAGAGAGAGUACCUAUUUUAACAGAUAGAGUACCUAUGUUAACAGAUAGAGUACCUUUGUUAACAGAUAGAGUACCUUUGUUAACAGAUAGAGUACCUAUGUUAACAGAUAGAGUACCUUUGUUAUCAGAUAGAGUACCUUUGUUAUCAGAUAGAGUACCUUUGUUAACAGAUAGUAAGAGUACAUUUGUUAAAAGAUAGAGUACCUUUGUUAACAGAUAGAGUACCUAUACACACUGAGUACCAAUGUACACAGAGUAGAGGAUAAAGACCUGUAAAUUUGAGUACAAUCUUGUACACUUAACACCUCAGAUUACAUACAUUGUCAUUUGUCUGAUAAAGUCACCAAAAUGUCAUGCUUAAAUCCAAUACUGGUUGUCAUAUACCAAAGUCCAUUCACAUACAUACUAACCUGAUAGACAUAUGUGUUCUCUAGAACUGAUCUUGCCAAAAAUGAAAGUACCUUGUGAUUAUUGUAAAGGUUGUAAUAAUGUUUUCAAUUUUAACUUUUUAAUUAUGUAUCAUAGAUUAUUUUAGUCACUUUAAUUAUACAUAUUAUACAAGUGUAUUUUAAAAUCAACAUGCAUUAAAAGCUACAUGUAUGUUUAUAUUUGACCCAUUAGAAAUUUCAGAUAUAUAGCAAUAUAAAUAUAUUAAUAUAGAUGUAUAUUGUCUAUUGCCAUGGUUACCUUGUUAUAAACACAUUACCAUUUGGUUUAAUUUUUUCACUGAAUGUUUUACAUCUCUACAAUUUUACAUGCAAUAAAUCAAUAUAUAAU
Messenger RNA from Pecten maximus, 6887 nucleotides. Its product is annotated as ceramide kinase-like. The transcript has 13 exons. The record is from RefSeq and is a predicted model, not a curated record. The coding region runs from base 111 to 1556 and encodes 481 amino acids. Lineage: Eukaryota; Metazoa; Mollusca; Bivalvia; Pectinida; Pectinidae. Gene Ontology annotation, molecular function: kinase activity.